Molecule: messenger RNA, 943 nt
Organism: Durusdinium trenchii
Lineage: Eukaryota; Dinophyceae; Suessiales; Symbiodiniaceae
Source: the annotation of a GenBank genome assembly
UCUUUCCAGAUUCCGCGCAGUUGCUUGCUUUCCAAACCAGCCAUGGGUCGCACGCUUUGCUUACUUUUGCAUGCAAAUGGCCUUUGCAAGAAUGUUUGGCGUCCAUUUGCUGCAAGUCUGGCGCGGCAGCUGAAGGUCGAUCUCAAACUGCAGAGCAAUCGGCGUCAAGAGGUCUUGAGCUGGUCAGUGGGCGAUUUGCAACUCUUGUCUUUAGACUUAAAAGGCCAUGGCCUGGCAGCAGCACGGAGCUCAAAGGAAGUGGAUUGGAUGGAGUGGAAGCGUCAAGUCGAAGAAGUUCUGGAUGACUUCGUGGCCGAGAUGCCGGAGGCGCCAGACAAGAUUGUCGGAGUAGGGCAUUCGCUUGGCGGUGCAGCCUUGCUUCUCACGCAAGCCGCACGAAGCCGAUUUUCCAGCAUUUAUAUCUUCGAGCCAAUGUAUUUGUUCGUGGAGGAAAAGCUCGCGAGCAUGGUGGGACUGCCCAUCAUCAAUUCUGAAAGAUGGGUGCCGCCCUUGGUGGAAAAGACCCUUCGACGCCGCAGCCUGUGGGCCAACCGCCAAGAAGCGGAGCUGGACCUGUCCUCCAAGAGGUUUUUCGCUGCGUGGGAUGAAGGUGCUCGCCAAGGGUACUUUGAAGGUGGCCUCAUUGGUGACCAGCCAACCAGACUGGCUUGCUCCCCGGUAGAUGAGGCAGCUGUCUUCUCCAGUGGAGUUCCAGUCCAACUUCUUGAAGAGCUGCGAAAGCCAAAUGGCUUGGAGAGCUGUUUCCUACAUGUGACUAUCGGUCAGAAGGAGACGCUGUGGAAUUUGCCUGUUGCUCAAGAAAUCUUUGGUGGUGGAGGGAAGCCACAUGUGGCCUGUUGAAUGCCCUGACGCCUGUGCGGCGAUGGUCGCUGCCACCUUUGGCUGGUCACCCCUCUCACGCCUUUGAUUGACAAAAAGUAUC